Molecule: messenger RNA, 1607 nt
Organism: Ochotona princeps (American pika)
Lineage: Eukaryota; Metazoa; Chordata; Mammalia; Lagomorpha; Ochotonidae
Gene: SDE2
Product: SDE2 telomere maintenance homolog
Exons: 7
Coding region: 32-1384 (450 amino acids)
Cellular component (GO): nucleus
Source: RefSeq, a predicted model, not a curated record
CGGUGCGUUCUGCUGGUCCGGAGUAGAGGAAAUGGCGGAGGCUGUGGUGCUGGUGUGGGUUCGUGGCCCCGGCUUCGGGUGCAGGACGGUGCAGUGUCGUUCGACUCAGUGCUCCGUGCAGGAUUUCAUCCACCGACUCUGCCAAGAUCGGGAUGUUCCAGUGGAAUACUUCUAUGUAAAAUGCAACGGGACACUGGUAAAUGCCCGCGACACAGUGCAGCAUGGAGCUGUGUACAGUCUGGAACCCAGACUGUGUGGAGGAAAAGGAGGUUUUGGAUCCAUGCUUCGAGCACUUGGGGCUCAGAUUGAGAAGACCACCAAUCGGGAAGCUUGCCGGGACCUCAGUGGGAGGAGGUUACGAGAUGUGAACCAUGAAAAAGCGAUGGCGGAAUGGGUGAAACAGCAGGCCGAGCGGGAGGCUGAGAAGGAGCAGAAGCGCCUGGGACGACUGCAGCGGAAGCUCGCCGAGCCCAAGCACUGCUUCACCAGCCCCGACUACCAGCAGCAGUGCCAUGAGAUGGCCGAGCGGCUGGAGGACUCGGUGCUCAAAGGUAUGCAGGCUGCUUCGAGCAAGUUGGUGUCAGCAGAAAUCGGCGAGAAUCGGAAACGGUUUAACCAGUCAAAGGCAGAGCGAGGAGCCAGUGCAAAGAAAAGGAAAUGCUUUUGGUCGGGCUUGGAGGGACUAGUGGCCGCAGAGGGGUCCAGCUCCGGGAGCUCUGAUGAUGACAGUGAAGAAGAACCUAGUACCUCUACAGUGGGUGCCUGCGCUCCAAAAGAUAGCAGUGAUGUUGAGAUGGCAGAUGCAUUUCCCAGUGGUUCUCAGGGGGCAAGAGUGUUGAGUACAGACUUUGCAUCCCCAGAGAAACCACAGAUCGUGGGGCCUGACUCUGGGCAGAUUGCCUCAGGAGACUUGCGUGUUGAGCUGGGAGAGGCUCCUGUCCAGGUGCACGUGGAAAGGGAAAUGGCUGCUGAAACCCAGGAGUCCCUGGAAAGAAAGGAGACAGAGACUCAGGAGCCCACAGAAGGGCAGAUGGCUAGGGCUGGCUCAGACACAGAGACAAAAGAAACGACUGAAGGGAUCAGAGCUGUCACAGGAACACCUGGAGAAGAUCAAGAAAAUGUUGCCGCUGCCAACCUGGAAGAAAGCCAGUUGGCAAACAAGGUUCUUGGCCCAGAAACCCUGGAUUUGUUGGCGUUCAGCUCUGCGGCAGAACUGGAGUCGCUGGGGUUGGAGAAGCUCAAGAGUGAGCUGAUGGCCCUGGGCCUGAAGUGCGGGGGCACGCUGCAGGAGCGAGCCUCCAGGCUCUUCGCUGUCAGAGGCCUGGCCCGGGAGCACAUUGACCCGGCUCUGUUUGCCAAGCCUGUGAAAGCAAAGAAGAAAUGAGCCUGCUCAGAGCUGCUUUCCUGUUUCUUUGUGGUUACCCUGCCCAUUGUGGACUCUCCGCCAAUAUUCCUACUGAUAUUAAAAAUUUUCUAAUAAUCCAAUUCUUACUUCCCUUUUCAUAAUGUGUUUAUACAAUUAACGUGUGAAACCCUCUGGCCCUGAAGUUUUCUUCAUGAGAGUUGUUUUGUUUUUAUAAUAAUAAAUUAAUGUUGAGCUAUUCAGA